Lates calcarifer (barramundi perch) is the source of this 2326-nucleotide messenger RNA. RefSeq names its product pyridine nucleotide-disulphide oxidoreductase domain 2 (gene pyroxd2). NCBI's taxonomy places the organism in Eukaryota, Metazoa, Chordata, Actinopteri, Centropomidae. Gene Ontology annotation, molecular function: oxidoreductase activity. The transcript is spliced from 16 exons. The coding region runs from base 55 to 1791 and encodes 578 amino acids. The record is from RefSeq and is a predicted model, not a curated record.
ACUGGCUCUAGGGGGAAUGUGGGAGGGAGCGAUGUUGCUUAGUGUACUCCUGCCAUGGCUGCAGCGGUGUGGACUGACCGAGGGCGGAGGGCCGUGACUGUUGCCGGGACAGUGACGAGAGCCAGAUCCAGUCACACGGCUUUAAAAUCCCAGUAUGACGCGCUGGUUAUCGGAGGAGGACACAAUGGACUGGUGGCGGCUGCCUAUCUUCAGAAGGGUGGAUUAAUGACAGCAGUGUUGGAGCGCAGACAUGUGCUGGGAGGAGCAGCUGUUUCAGAGGAGAUAUUUCCUGGUUUCCGCUUCUCCAGAUGCUCCUAUUUGCUCAGUUUGUUACGACCCCACAUAUACAAAGACCUAGAGCUCAAGAAACAUGGGCUGAAGGUGUAUAUGAGAGACCCCCAUGCUUUCACUCCGAUGUUGGAGGAGGGGGUGAAAGGUGUGCCACCAAGGUCUCUCACCCUGGGCUCAGAUCUGGCCAUGAACCAGAUGGAGAUUGGCAAGUUCUCACAGAAGGAUGCUAAGGCUUUUCCAGAGUUUGUUGAACAUCUUGAGAAGCUAGCAGGAGCUAUUCACCCUCUCUUGGAUGCCCCUCCUGUUGACAUUCCAGGUGUCACCACUGGAUCACUCAGGAUGAGGCUGAGUGCAGCUAAAACUCUGACGCCUAUUAUCAAAUGUGGUCUGAAACUAGGCAGAAACAUUCCAGAUUUUUAUGAGAUUAUAACUGCACCAAUAAUGAAGAUUCUCAAUCGGUGGUUUGAGUCUGAGCCACUUAGAGCAACACUGGCAACUGAUGCUGUGAUAGGAGCCAUGACCAGUCCAAGUAACCCUGGUAGUGGGUAUGUGCUCUUACAUCAUGUGAUGGGAGAGUUGGAGAAGGAGAAAGGAGCAUGGGGUUAUGUGGAGGGAGGCAUGGGAGGUGUGUCUCAGGCUAUUGCUAGUGCUGCUCGAUCCUAUGGUGUAGACAUUUUUACUGAGAAGGAUGUAAGACAGGUCCUGGUUGGUUUGGAUGGUGCUACCAAGGGAGUGGUGCUAAAGGAUGGCACGGAGAUCCACAGUAAAGUUGUUUUAUCAAAUGCUACUCCAUAUGUCACCUUCAAGAACCUCACGCCGCAGGCUGUCCUUUCUCCAGAGUUCAUCAAAACUGUAGAGCAGAUAGACUACACAUCACCUGUUACCAAGAUCAAUGUGGCAGUGGACAAGCUACCAAACUUCCUAGCAUCUCCCACGCCAGAUGGCAAACCUGGACCCCACCAUCAGUGCUCUAUACAUCUCAACUGUGAAAGUGUAGAAGUACUGGAGACCGCAUACAAAGAGGCCAUGAAUGGACGUCCCUCAGUAAGACCCAUGCUGGAGAUGACCAUCCCCUCUGUGUUGGAUCCUACUCUGGCUCCCCCUGGCUGCCAUGUUGUGUCACUAUUUACCCAAUUCACCCCCUACCACAUAGAUGGCAGGGAGUGGACUGACCAGGACCGAGAGGCCUUCGCAGACACUGUAAUUGACUGGGUGGAGCAAUAUGCCCCGGGGUUUAAAAAAUCAGUGGUGGGAAGGGACAUCCUGGCUCCCCCUGACCUGGAGAGGAUCUUUGGGCUCACUGGAGGGAAUAUCUUUCAUGGAUCAAUGUCGCUGGACCAACUCUACCUAGCACGACCUUUGCCCUUUCUCUCAGACUACCGUUCACCAGUUAAAGGGCUGUAUCUGUGUGGCAGUGGCUGCCAUCCAGGUGGUGGCGUGAUGGGUUCUCCUGGAUGGAACGCAGCACUCACUGUCAUGGCUGACCUGAAACGUCGCUGAACAUCUGACAACAUCAGUGUGUGGACACCUCAGCAAGGCUAUACCUCUCAUUUGUAUGAUUCUUUUUAAUCUGACUGGUUUGAGCAAAACAUUUCUGUACUCACUCCAACCAUCUUUUUGCUCAGUCGUCCCUCCACCAUAUCAUGUUGUGAAUCUUGUUUGUAAGUACUGUAAAUCUGAAAAAAGAUAAAAAGGGGGAUUAAUGGUUGAUUUAAUAAAAAACUGACAUGUGAUCAAAGAGACAUGGAGAAGAGCAAUAAAAUAGUGGAUAUCACUCCUGAAAUUAAACAUUGGUGCAGGACUACCGCACAAAAUCCUGGUGUGACACCAUUUAUGAAAUCAUCUAACUGAACCAGCAGAAAAUCAUGGAAACAGCAUCAGCACAACAUUAAUGCUGAAGCCAAACACAACUUUAGACUAACUGAUACUUGUCUUAAUGAAAUGAAGUAAAACUGUUAAUGUAAUCAUGAAUCAUGGAAAUGUUGCACAAUGGAACUUUUUACAAUUCUGUAUGAAUAAAUUCAAAUGAAUUCAA